Juglans regia (Persian walnut) is the source of this 1805-nucleotide messenger RNA. RefSeq names its product AT-hook motif nuclear-localized protein 5-like. Gene Ontology annotation, molecular function: minor groove of adenine-thymine-rich DNA binding. NCBI's taxonomy places the organism in Eukaryota, Viridiplantae, Streptophyta, Magnoliopsida, Fagales, Juglandaceae. The transcript has 5 exons. The coding region runs from base 571 to 1605 and encodes 344 amino acids. The record is from RefSeq and is a predicted model, not a curated record.
UUCACACUAACACAGUUCACACACACACACACACACCCAUGACAGACCCCUUUAAUUCAAAAGCUAAUAUUUCAAAUCAUUUUUUUCCUCCCCAACCUCCCCUCCUUGUCUUUUUCUCUAUUCUUUUCCACCUGCAUUUGCCUGUCAAAACCCUAGGUUUCAUUUGAAAACAGGGUUGUCAUUAUUGCCGUUGUGUUUAGUCAUGAUCCAGGACCUGCCAGCUUCUUGGACAGAAGUGUCUGUAGCUCUGUGAGCUUCUGAUUUUUCUACAUUUCUUAUGAAUAAGUCCUGUUUUAGGUUUCUAGGGUGCAACUCCUUCAGCUUUCAACAUCACUUUCUCUCUGUUUGUUGUGGGUAAAGAUCGAAAAUUUUGUUGGGUUCUUGGAUUUUCCUCAUUCCAAGAAAAACCCUUGUAAAACCCACUGCUUUGAGAUCUCUAUUUAUGCUCAAUUUUUUGUUGUAAUUUAGGAAUCUCUGGUUUAGUUAAAGGUUUGUGGUUCGAGGGUUUAAAGUUGCAAUCUUUAGGCACCAAAAAUAAAUUGUCUGGGUAACAAAUCAAUCAGUAAAUGCAUGGAUGGGAGAGAAGCAAUGGCCUUGUCUGGUGGCUCAGCUUCAUAUUACAUACAUAGAGGUGGAGUCGGUGGUUCUGUGUCUGGGACACAAUCCGGGUUGUUACAAACACCACCUGGCUUGAGAACCGUGUCGAACCCGGGUAUUCAGGCUCAGUCCAAUGUCCGGAGCAGCUUGAUUAGACCAACAUUUUCAGUGGAGCCGCCGCAUGCGAAUUUCACUCAUGGUGCCAUUAGCAUAGGAGUCCCUCCUGGAGUUCCAUCCGGUGAGCCUGUAAAGAAGAAAAGAGGGAGGCCCAGGAAAUACGGUCCUGAUGGUUCAGUCUCUUUGCGGCUGUCUUCUAUGUCUGGUACUCCUAAUGCCACACCAGGUUCGAACAUGCUAACCCCGAAGCGGGCUAGGGGGCGGCCACCUGGGAGCGGGAGGAAGCAGCAACUAGCUACUCUUGGUGAAUGGAUGAACAGUUCAGCUGGACUGGCUUUUGCUCCACAUGUUAUCACCAUUGGUGUUGGGGAGGACAUUGUCGCAAACAUAUUGUCAUUUUCACAACAGAGGCCAAGGGCUGUGUGCAUCUUGUCAGGCAGUGGUACAGUUUCUUCAGUAACGCUACGGCAACCUGCAUCUACUGGUGUCAGUGUCACAUAUGAGGGCCGUUUCCAGAUACUGUGCUUGUCUGGUUCUUACUUGGUUGCAGAAGAUGGCGGCCCUCGCAAUCGGACAGGUGGCAUAAGUGUUUCCCUUUCAAGUCCUGAUGGUCACGUUAUUGGGGGCAGCAUUGCAAUGCUUAUUGCUGCAAGCCCAGUUCAGGUGGUAUUGUGCAGUUUUGUAUAUGGAAGUUCUAAGACCAAGACCAAACAAGUGGCUAGUGCCAAAGCUAAUAAGGUUUCUGAAGCUCAGCGCAGCGACAAGUUAGCUACACAAACCAGUGCUUCACCUACACAAAAUUACAGUCCCUCUAUGACAGGCAUUUGGCCUGUUUCACGGCCGCUGGAAAUGCGAAACCAGCAUACUGGUAUUGACUUGACGCGUGGAUGAACAUUCGUUGCAACAGACACAUGGCAAAUUUGUAUAUAUGUGUCGUUGUACAUGAACUGAAUCUAAGGGAAUUGUAACUUGUUUGCUGGACCGUAGGAUGACAGGUUUGUUCUAACAUGUUCUGUAACAAAGCCAUAAUUUCAAGAUUCUCGGGAAACAAUCUUACUGAUAAGUUGAUGAUAUUUGGAGAGUUGGUGUUA